Molecule: messenger RNA, 1386 nt
Organism: Diabrotica virgifera virgifera (western corn rootworm)
Lineage: Eukaryota; Metazoa; Arthropoda; Insecta; Coleoptera; Chrysomelidae
Product: coiled-coil domain-containing protein 130 homolog
Exons: 3
Coding region: 83-1039 (318 amino acids)
Biological process (GO): mRNA splicing, via spliceosome
Cellular component (GO): U2-type spliceosomal complex; post-mRNA release spliceosomal complex
Source: RefSeq, a predicted model, not a curated record
CUGAUUAUUAUUAUUAUAUUUAUAAACAACACUUUAACAGUUAACACUUACAAGGCGAACUCGGCGAACUAAUACUUUUAAAAUGGGUGAACGAAAAGGGGUAAAUAAAUAUUAUCCUCCCGACUAUGACCCAAGAGUCGGGGGUCUCAACAAAUUUUUGGGGACCCAUGCCCUAAGAGAACGGGCUCGCAAGAUCGACAAAGGUAUUAUUAUUAUACGUUUUGAAAUGCCAUAUAAUAUAUGGUGCGAUGGUUGUAAGAAUCACAUAGGAAUGGGUGUAAGGUACAAUGCAGAAAAAACUAAAGUUGGGAUGUAUUACACUACUCCUGUGUAUGAAUUCAAAAUGAAGUGUCAUCUAUGUGAUAAUCACUUUGUAAUUAGAGCCGAUCCAGCAAAUCUAGACUAUGUUAUUCAAUCAGGAGCUAGAAGACAGGAAAAUCGUUGGGACCCAACAACAAAUGAACAAGUUGUACCUGAAACCAAAGAAACUCAAAAAAGACUAUUUGAUGACUCUAUGUUUAAGCUUGAGCAUGGUAGUGAAGAUAAGACUACUGCAGAAAGUGUAAAACCUGGGCUUGUAAAACUGUUUAAUAGGAAUGAAGAUGUUUGGGCAGAUUCUUACUCUGCUAAUCAGAUGCUUAGAGCACAAUUCAGGAAAGCCAAUUAUGAAGCAAAACAAAAAGUAACACACGAUCAAGUUCUUCUAAAAAAAUCGAGCCUGGACAUUCCUCUUUUGCCUGAAAGAGAAGAGGACAAAAAAGUGGCAUCUCUUUUGAGCAUGAAACUAAAACCAUCAAAGAGUAUAGAUGAAAAUAUGGAAACUAUAAGAAAAGAAAUCAUAUCACAAUCAUCUCUGCCUACAUCAAACUUUUCGAGAAUUAAAGAGGAUAAAGCCAUGAAAAUUUUAAAUCAAAGUAAAAAAGAUUUGGGAAUAAUCAAGAAAAGAAGUAAUAAGAGUGAAACUGAGGAGAAAGAUGAACCAAAAAAGGCAAAAACAUCGUUAGUUGGAGAUUAUGGAUCAACAAGUGAAUCAGAAUGAAGAUACUAUGGCAGUCCAAUAAGACCACUAUCGCACUGACCCUAUGACGCCACUAUCGCAAGAGAAAUUGACUAUUAUGUGGCACACUCUUGGACAGGUAAUAUCAAAAUUUCGGUCAAAUCUGGACUCAGUAGUUUUGUUUUGAUCGCAUCCGAAAGUGGGCUAUCUGCAGAUUUUAGAAUCAAGAUCUAAUGUUCAAAUGAGUGAGAUUUGCACCAAUAAACAAACUGCGAAUUAUCAAGUAUCUCAAGCAGACAAAUAAAUCCUGGUGAAGCAAGAUCUGGUGAAAUUUCUGAACCUUUUUCUGACUUCAUCAGAAAUACCUAGUAUGUAUUUUUCUCAUAUUU